Molecule: messenger RNA, 2349 nt
Organism: Stegodyphus dumicola
Lineage: Eukaryota; Metazoa; Arthropoda; Arachnida; Araneae; Eresidae
Product: complex I assembly factor ACAD9, mitochondrial-like
Molecular function (GO): flavin adenine dinucleotide binding; acyl-CoA dehydrogenase activity
Source: RefSeq, a predicted model, not a curated record
UGUCUGUCUGAUUUUUUUUUUCUUUACUUGCUACCCGAACAUUUCAAAAUUUAAAUAUAAUCCUUUGAUAUGACCAUACAUCAAAUAUCUUGCAAAAGUCUAAUAUCUGAAAUAUCGUAGUAUUAUCUCGUAUUUAAAUUUCAGUUUUUACAUAUACGUUGAUGGAUAUGAAUUAAGUAACACAUUUGAAACUUACUAUAUCCAGUCGGAAAACUAAGAAGAAUAAACUAAAAGAAAUAAUGCAUUGCUGAGAAUCACGCAGAAGCAUUACUGCAUUGCAUAUUAUAGUCCAAAGAGAAGUUUGCCUGUUGUUUCCUGAAGAUCUAAAACCAUGGAAUCGAGAUUUCUGCAGUUUAUAUUAAUACGAUCAAAGAAUGUUUGCCAAUUUUCACCUACAUUCAGGCUUUCUUGUGGUUGCUGGAAUGUUUUAAGAUCCUAUUCUACUCAAAAUGUACAAGCUGAAGAGCUAGUACCAAAAGAAAAAAUUAGUCUAAUAAAACCAUCCAUUAAAAAAGUGAAAAGACCUCCUUUUGUAAAGAACAUGUUCUUUGGAAAUUUUGAUACUGAUUUAUUAAAUUUCCCUUUGGUAUUGGAUAAUGAGCAACUUGCUGAGGUGGAAAAUGUUGUCAAGAAUGUAAAUACAUUAUAUGCUGAAAAAGUGAAUUCUGUGCAGAUUGACAGGGACAAGGCAUUGCCAUAUGGUCUCCUUCAAGAUUUAAAAGAUAUGGGCCUUUUUGGUCGAAUGAUUCCUGCUAAAUAUGGUGGUUUAGAUUUAUCGUAUACAGCUUGUACUCGUCUAAAUGAAGUUCUUGGUUUAGACUAUUCUGUAUAUACUACUCUGGCUGCACAUGAAUUUUUUGCUGCACAGGCUAUCUUACAUUUUGGAUCUGAAGAACAAAAACAAAAAUAUCUUCCCCUUCUAGCUUCAGGAAAACUUAUUGCAGCUGUGUGUUGUUCUGAAGUAGGAAGUGGUUCUGAUUUACUGUCUAUAUCCACUGUAGCUAAAAUGAAUACAAAUGGAAAUUUCAUUUUGACUGGUUCAAAAUGUUGGGUUACAAAUGCUGAAUUAGCUGACAUAUUCAUUGUGUUUGGAAAGACUCCUAAUUUAACAGAUCCAAAUGAGUGUCAACUCUCUGCUUUUAUUGUAGAUAAGAAAUCUGAAGGUGUGCAUGUAUCUUCUCAUGAUAAAGUAUGCCUUCGUGGAACCCAAACUGGAAUAGUAACAUUUGAUGAAGUUCUUGUUCCUGGCUCAAAUUUAAUUGGAAGUUUAGGAAUGGGUUUUAAAAUUUAUUUGAAAAUGUUGGAAUCUCUUAGAUUAUCUCUCAAUACAUUUACCUUUGGAACAUUGAAAUCAGUACUAGAUUCCAUUACUCAGCGCAUUAUUCAUACUGAUAGAAUUGAAAAGUCUUUGGGUGAUGUUCAGAUGAUUCGACGAAGAUUGUCUAAAAUUAAUGCGAUGAUUUAUGCUAUGGAAAGUGUUUCAUAUUUUACUGCAGCUUUGAUUGAUACUACUGAAAACCCAGACAUAGAAUUAGAAUGUGCAAUCACUAAAGUAUUUAACUCUGAAGGGACUUUGUACUGCCUUAGAGAGCUAAUGAGUGCUCUUGGAUCAUCCAGUCUAAUGAAAGAACAUCAAUUAGAAAGACUUUAUAGAGAUGCUCAAGGCUUGGCUGUAUUUGAUGGUCCAAAUGAUGUUGUUCGACUUUUCAUUGGAUUGACAGGAUUAAAAAUAGUUGGAGCUAAAAAGUUCGAAGUUGUUAUGAUAUUUCGCAAUAGGUUCUUUCAUCCCUGGGACACAUUAAAACAGUUGAUAAGACACUGGAGAAUUCUUAAGAAUAUGUAUAAGUUUGACAUUGAUAUAGCUGGUCACAUUCAUCCAUCAUUAGUGGAAUGGGGUAAUAAUUUAGAAACUGCGCUUCAGAAAUUUGAAGUAGCUGUUGAAAAAGUAUUAUCUGAACAUGGUGUAAAAGUUGUAGAAACUCAGAUUGAUCCCACCAAACUUGCAAAUAUUGCAAUUGAAUUGUAUGUCAUGACUGCAGUCCUGUCAAGGUGUUCGCGCUCAUAUGUUGAUGGCCUGAGAAACUGCCAUCAUGAGAUGAGAAUAGCUUACGCAUUUUGUCAUGAUGCAUGUGUUCGAACUAAAAAGACUAUAGAGGAUAUCUAUCAGGGUGUCACAUGGAAUAAUGAAUUAAAUCAUAUAUUAUUGGGAGAGCAAGUUAUAGACUGUAAAGGCUAUUUUCCUGAACAUCCUUUGAAGCAUAAUUUUUAGCACAAUAAAAAUGUAGCAUUUUACAUAACCUAGAAUGCUGUUUUAUGAAUUCAUAAUAAUGUACAAAUUGCAAACUAUUA